Syngnathus typhle (broad-nosed pipefish) is the source of this 992-nucleotide messenger RNA. Its product is annotated as SLC35A4 upstream open reading frame protein-like. The record is from RefSeq and is a predicted model, not a curated record. The transcript has 3 exons. Bases 69 to 380 code for a protein of 103 amino acids. Lineage: Eukaryota; Metazoa; Chordata; Actinopteri; Syngnathiformes; Syngnathidae.
GCAGUGUGCUACUCUAUUACCAUCAAAGCGACUGUCAAUAAGCGAAGAAGAACGCGACCUAAGCAAAAAUGGGAAAUGACAAGGGUCCUCUGGGCCAGCUGAAAGACCUGGUGGAGCUGAAGGAUCAGCUAGAGGACAUCCAGAAACGGAUGGAAGAUGAGAUUCAGGCCGGGGUCCCUGCUGGUGGCAGUCUACUGGCUUCACCCUUCCUGAAGGGUUUCCUGGCCGGCUAUGUGGUGGCCAGGUUCCGCUCAUCGGCGCUGCUGGGUGCCGUGGUCGGGACGUGCACUGGAAUCUAUGCGGCGCAGAACUAUAAGAUUCCUAAUGUGGAGAACACUGUUAAGGACUACAUCAACAGUCUGAAAGGAGGAAGUCGAUAAGAAACGAUACGACUGUCUGCUAUUUGUCUUCUGUCUCCUGUUAAAUGCACUCUUUUGGGACAAUCAAACUUCAUUGGUCUGCUUCUUUGCUUAUGCAGGAAUGUGUGUGUCUACAGAUGUUGGUUAAAGGUCAAUUUUUUUAAAGAAACACAUGGAAAGUCAUUGGUCAUUCAUAUAAAGAUGUGUGUACACAUUUUAAGUGUUUAUAUGAUGCGAUCUGACAGUUCUAAAGUUCACAAAAAAUGCGCCAAAGUAAAAAUGUAAGUGCCUUAAAGUGUGCUGUGCAAUAGACAUCCCGCUUGGGUUUUGUUUGCAUUUUAAUAUGCUGGAAUAGUCAAUAAUUGCACUUUUUGUUUGCUAUUUUGAGUUGAACGUGUUAUGAAAAUGUUAUAAACUGGACCUCAGACUUAUUCAGUUCCAAUUUUGCUGUGUUUUGCAUGCUGCCUUUGUAUGAAGAAAUAUUUUUAUGGUUUAGUUUUUUUGAAUUUCUCCCUGGGACCCAUAUAUCUAUUUCUAUAUUUCUGUUGAAAGUGGUCAGCUGGUUGACUCCAGUCAUCUCACUUUCAAAGUGCAUCUCACUUUUUUGUCAAUAAACGGGUAAUGUGAUCCGCC